UCUUUAGAAACGCACAGCAGAAAUUUAACUCCACAGUUUGACCAUUUCUCCCUCCCUACCCACUUUUUUCUGAUUGCCAAGACAGCCGGCGUAAACUAGCUGCUUUUAUUCCCAAUGUCAAGAUAUCAAAAGGUUCCGAGCUCGGAAGAUCCAUUAGAAUCCGACGUUCAGCUUUCAACUUUGCACCCUCAAUUUAAUAACCACCCAUCGUCCAGUUCAUUAGAAAACACAAACAGCUCACCAAUACUUCGAGCACAGAAUGCGGCCCUUUUAGAUAGUUUCGAGGAAAUCACCGAAGAAGAAAUGGAGUCUGAAAGUCACGGUCUACUAAGUAAUAAUGGGCAUGGCCAAGAUGCCAUCCCACUAAGCUCUCGCACGUCUUCUUCCAGUCGACGACCACACCAUAACAUCAACAACCAGCAUCCAGCUACCUUGCCGGUGACCAAUGAUGGUGUAUUUGCUAAUAUGUCUGCCAAGCCUGAGUCAGAAAGCAAUAAGGACGAUGAAACGCCGCCGACUUAUGAAGAAGCAUCUACCGAUGCAACACCUCCCUAUUGGCAAACGACAAUUAUUGCGCCUGCUGGCAUGGGCGAUAUGGUCCUUGUUGAAGGCAUGCCGGUUGGUAAUGUCUUUGCCUUCGCAUGGAAUAUGAUCAUCUCCAUGAGCUUUCAGUUUGUAGGCUUUAUGUUGUGCUACCUACUUCACACUUCACAUGCCGCAAAGCAUGGUGCAAGAGCAGGUCUUGGAAUUUCAUUGGUUCAAUACGGUUUCUAUAUUAGCAGCCAUGGUAAUUUCGGCGAAGAAUUCAAAAAUGAAGACGAUGAUACUCCAACUGACGAAGAGGAAGCUCGAAAUACCAACAUUGUCGCUUACAUAUUGAUGAUGAUAGGAUGGUUCAUCAUCAUCCGCUCUUUAGCAGACUAUGGUAGAGCAAAGAAGAUGGAAAAGAUCAUAUCUGCUGAACCAACCAUUGAAUCCGUCGUGUAAUUUCCCACCUUUCUACCCCACUUGUAAUCUUUUGCUCUUUGAUACUAUCUUUUGAUUCCUUCGGUUGCUUAUACUUGAACUGAACCCGUCUAGAUCAAUGGGUGGCGAUUUCCUCAUUUGUAUGUCUGUUGUAACAUUAUUCUUCAUUCCCCCCUUGUUUAUCCCGCUCCUCUCCCUUUUGCAAUGCCUUUUCUUUUCUCUUCCCAGUUGAAUGUUUCAUCACUAAUGAAUGGAAAGAUAAAAAAAUGCUGAGGCUUAAGGAAAUUGAUGAAAUAUGUGCCUGUACCAGCCAUUGAUAUAUUUAUUG
Molecule: messenger RNA, 1294 nt
Organism: Umbelopsis ramanniana AG
Lineage: Eukaryota; Fungi; Mucoromycota; Umbelopsidomycetes; Umbelopsidales; Umbelopsidaceae
Exons: 5
Coding region: 115-987 (290 amino acids)
Biological process (GO): metal ion transport; vacuolar transport; positive regulation of protein ubiquitination
Cellular component (GO): perinuclear region of cytoplasm; endoplasmic reticulum; Golgi apparatus
Source: RefSeq, a predicted model, not a curated record